Messenger RNA from Harmonia axyridis, 1700 nucleotides. Its product is annotated as G protein pathway suppressor 2. Gene Ontology annotation, cellular component: transcription regulator complex. The record is from RefSeq and is a predicted model, not a curated record. The transcript is spliced from 4 exons. Gene Ontology annotation, biological process: regulation of transcription by RNA polymerase II. The coding region runs from base 110 to 1165 and encodes 351 amino acids. NCBI's taxonomy places the organism in Eukaryota, Metazoa, Arthropoda, Insecta, Coleoptera, Coccinellidae. Gene Ontology annotation, molecular function: transcription coregulator activity.
AAUGUCAGAUCUGACAUUACAAAACAAGUCAAUAUCAAUAAUAACAAAAAAAAUUUGCUACAUAAUUUGGUGAAAAUAUUACAUUAUUGGAGUUUUCAGGUGAACAAUUAUGCCUGCAGCUGUACCAGAAAAUUCUAAUACAGCUAACGAAGAUGACCCUAACAAAGCAGAGCAUUCUGAACAAAUGUGGAAAAUUUUGAAAGCCCAUAUUCUUAGAGAAAGGGCACGAAAAAAACAAGAAAGGGAAGCUGAAGUUGAAGAGGAAAGAUUACGAAAAGAAAGAGAAGCGAGAGAACAGCAAAAUGUAAUGACUUUGGGUGAGACUAGAGAGCAAUUAUUACAGCUAGAAGCUAAAUUACAACAAUUGAGGGACGAGAAACAUCAGCUUUUCUUGACGCUGAAAAGGGUAUUGAAUGCAGAUGAUAAUAAUCGAAAAAAGCAGAUGGUAAAGGAAACAGCCAGUGAUAUUUUAACUCUACAAUCGAUACCGCAAGGCUUAGUUCAUCAACAGCAAGUUUAUAUAACUCCGGCAUCAGUUCCUAGGGCACCGAUGCCUCAACAACAACCACAACAAGGAUUCAAACCUUGCACAAAAAGACCUAGAAGUCCAAGUCCACCACCUUCUAUACCUGUUUCAUUAUAUCAUCAAGGAUACAGUAGUUAUAAACCUUCUGUAGGAUCAACGCCUUAUCAAUCAUCACCUCAAAGUAAGUGGUGUUUGAUGAAUCCAUUAGAAGAUGACGGAAGACGUCAUGAAUUAGUACGUGCUGUACUAUGGAACAAAACUCAACAACCUUGUUUCUAUCCACCUUCGGACCUGUCAAUUUUUUAUACCCAACCUCAACAAGGACCCAUGCCCAGUAGGGAACCUCAAAGGUGUUCCUAUGAACCUAGUAGAGCUCAGACUUAUCACCUAGAAGCCAAAUUGACAGACCAUUAUGGGCUAAGACCCCCUAAUUCCCAUAGCCACAUCAUACAUGGUGGUGCUUUGGCUAUCAGUUCUCAAGCACCUCCAAAGACAGGAAGCAUAGCUACAGGUUAUCCUGUAAGAAGUCAGACACAGUAUCAACAAGUUCCUACAGCUGCCCCUGCACUUUAUACUGCACAAAAUAGGCCUUUAUAUCAGUCUCCUGGAACACCUAUGAGCUACAGUCAAAGAGAAUAAGUGGAUUGAUCGUAAUUCAAUAAGAUAUUGAAUUUUCGAUUUUAUGAAUACAUAUGUAAUAGAAUUCAAGAAUAAGAAUCCGGAAAUUUUGGAAAUAGAAAUACCUUUCUGAAUGAAUAUCAUUCAGAUUUUCAGCAUUUCUUUGUAUAUCAAAUUCAGUAUAAAAGACAUUUUUGAAAAAUUUGGAGAGGGAUGGUACAAAAAACGAAAAAUAUAAAUUUUCUGUUUUUGAAGGAUCCCAAUUUCAAUCAAUAAGAUUUUAAACCAAAUGAGACUAGAGAAAUAAGGUAAAAAAAAUUAUAAAUACCUAUAUAAUUCUUAAGUUACUUUUCAACUAGUAUCGAGAAUUUCAUCUUCAGAAUUAAUUGAAUUGUUUAACCUUUGAGAAAAAAUUGAAGAAUACAAAUCUUUCUAAUAUAAAAUAUACUCUGUAAAUAUCAAUUAACAAAGAGCUGAGGGGGAAGGGUUUUACUUACAUCUUGUUUAUAAUUUCAAAACUGUAAAAAAGAUUCUUGAAUAUACAAUAUGAAUGAAA